GUAGUGACGUCGUUACCGGAAGUAGCCUCGUUCUGGCCGUCAGGGCAACACCUAGAAAAAACACAUCCCCGACGACGCGCCUCAAGCCCGUAAUAUGGGCGAAUUUUAACACUAAAACACAACUCGAUCUGGCACCUUACCCCUUAACACUACACGAGGAAUCCGUUGGGUUGUGAUUUAGCUCGUUUUAACGGUCGUUUGAGCCAUGUCUCGGGGCGCGCUGCAGCCGAGCCAGCAGAAGCUGGCGGAGAAACUGACGAUCCUCAACGACCGCGGCAUCGGGAUGCUCACGCGCAUCUACAACAUCAAGAAGCAAGGACAAGUUUGGAAGGCCUGUGGAGAUCCCAAGGCAAAGCCUUCUUACCUGAUUGACAAAAACCUGGAGUCAGCUGUGAAAUUCAUCGUCAGAAAAUUCCCGGCCAUCGAGACACGCAACAACAACCAACAGCUUGCACAACUACAAAAAGAAAAGUCAGAAAUACUGAAGAAUUUAGCUCUAUAUUACUUCACCUUUGUGGACGUUAUGGAAUUUAAGGAAGCUGCAGAAUUCGGGUUCAUCUUGUGUCACGCGGCUCUGAGCAGUGACGCUGCAGCUCUCAGUCUGUGGAAGUUAGCUCUUCAGAGCAGUUCCUGUCUCUGUCUGUUCAGGGACGAGGUGUUCCACAUUCACAAAUCUGCCGAGGAUCUCUUUGUAAACAUUCGCGGUUACAACAAACGUGUCAAUGACAUCCGUGAAUGCAAAGAAUCUGCUCUGUCACAUGCGGGUUCCAUGCACAGAGAACGCCGCAAGUUCUUGAGAUCUGCCCUGAAAGAGCUCGCUACAGUGCUGGCGGACCAGCCAGGCUUACUGGGUCCCAAGGCUCUGUUUGUGUUCAUGGCUCUCUCCUUCGCCCGUGAUGAGAUCAUUUGGCUGCUCAGACACGCCGACAACAUCCAAAAGAAAAGCACAGAUGACUUUAUUGACAAGCACAUCGCAGAGCUGAUCUUUUACAUGGAGGAGUUGAGGGCACAUGUGCGGAAGUACGGCCCGGUGAUGCAGAGGUACUAUGUGCAGUACCUGUCCGGCUUUGAUGCCGUGGUGCUCAAUGAGCUAGUGCAGAACCUGUCUGUCUGCCCAGAGGAUGAGUCCAUUAUUAUGUCGUCCUUCGUGAACACUAUGACCUCUCUCAGUGUUAAACAAGUUGAAGAUGGGGAAGUGUUUGAUUUCAGAGGGUUGAGGCUGGACUGGUUUAGACUGCAGGCUUACACCAGCGUGUCCAAGGCCUCGCUAGGACUGGCAGAUCACAGGGAGCUGGGAAAAAUGAUGAACACCAUCAUCUUCCACACCAAGAUGGUGGACUCUCUGGUGGAGAUGCUUGUGGAGACUUCUGACGUUUCCAUGUUCUGGUAUGACCUGAAUAUGAGGCACCACAUCGGAGACCGCAGCUUGUCCCUUUGCAACAUGUUCCUGGAUGAGAUGGCCAAGCAAGCCCGCAACCUCAUCACAGACAUAUGCACAGAGCAGUGCACCCUGAGCGACCAGCUACUGCCAAAACACUGUGCCAAAACCAUCAGCCAGGCCGUGAACAAGAAGUCGAAAAAGCAGACAGGGAAGAAGGGUGAACCGGAGAGAGAGAAGCCUGGUGUUGAGAGCAUGAGGAAGAACAGACUUCUGGUCACCAAUCUGGACAAACUGCACACUGCUCUGUCAGAGCUCUGCUUCUCAAUCAACUAUGUCCCCAACAUGAUGGUCUGGGAGCACACCUUCACCCCACGCGAGUACCUGACCUCUCACCUGGAGAUCCGCUUCACUAAGUCCAUAGUGGGGAUGACCAUGUACAACCAGGCCACACAGGAGAUUGCCAAACCGUCAGAGCUGCUCACCAGCGUGCGGGCCUACAUGACAGUGCUGCAGUCCAUAGAGAAUUACGUGCAGAUUGACAUCACCAGAGUGUUCAACAAUGUGCUGCUGCAGCAGACCCAACACCUCGACAGCCACGGAGAACCAACCAUCACCAGCCUCUACACCAACUGGUAUCUGGAGACUCUACUGCGGCAGGUUAGCAAUGGUCACAUCGCUUACUUUCCUGCCAUGAAGGCCUUCGUUAACUUGCCCACAGAGAAUGAGCUCACCUUUAAUGCAGAGGAGUAUUCUGACAUAUCUGAAAUGCGUUCCCUGUCUGAGCUGCUGGGUCCGUACGGGAUGAAGUUCCUCAGCGAGAGCCUCAUGUGGCACAUCUCUUCCCAGGUGGCUGAACUCAAGAAACUUGUGGUGGACAAUGUGGAGGUUCUGACCCAGAUGAGGACCAGCUUCGACAAGCCGGACCAUAUGGCAGCACUCUUUAAGCGGCUCACAUCGGUUGACAGCGUGCUGAAACGGAUGACCAUCAUCGGCGUGAUUUUGUCGUUCCGUUCUCUGGCUCAGGAAGCUCUCAGAGAUGUGCUGUCCUGCCACAUUCCCUUCCUGGUGAGCUCCGUGGAAGACUUCAAAGACCACAUUCCUCGUGAAACUGACAUGAAGGUCGCCAUGAACGUGUACGAGCUGUCUUCUGCGGCAGGCCUGCCCUGUGAGAUCGACCCUGCUCUGGUAGUGGCUCUGUCUUCCCAGAAGUCUGAAAAUAUUAGCCCGGAGGAGGAGUACAAGAUCGCCUGCCUGUUGAUGGUCUUCGUGGCUGUUUCCAUGCCGACCCUGGCUAGCAACGUGAUGUCACAGUACAGUCCCGCAAUAGAAGGUCACUGCAACAACAUUCACUGUCUGGCUAAAGCGAUAAACCAGAUUGCCGCUGCUCUGUUCACUAUCCACAAGGGCAGCAUAGAGGAUCGCCUCAAAGAGUUCCUCGCCCUCGCCUCCUCCAGCCUGCUGAAGAUUGGACAGGAGACGGAUAAAAGCACUACACGAAACAGGGAGUCUGUUUACCUGCUCCUAGACAUGAUCGUUCAAGAAUCACCAUUCCUCACCAUGGACCUCUUGGAAUCCUGCUUCCCUUAUGUCCUGCUCCGGAAUGCCUACCACGCCGUGUACAAGCAGUCUGUGUCUUCUUCCGCGUAAGAGUUCCCGUGCGUAGAGCACUCGAGGGGCGGAUACUUCAGCCCUCGUUCUAUAUUCCUCUGUAGGAUUCUCCAAUGUUAUAGUCUUACCAGUUCAAGACUUUUAAUGGGAUCAAAACUUUUAUGACACUGAAUAAAGAGGGGGAAAAAUGAUUUGUUUAUUGACCACUUACAAUAAUCGAUUUUGAUCCCAGGGACUAGUGACACUAAGUAUCAUUUUGACCAUUUUUUUGGGUUUGUGUUUUAAUUUGCAAUGGUUAAACAUGGAUACAAACACAUUAAAUAGCUAAUUGUGUGUGUUGGGACGUGGGGGGGAGGGCAAGGGUGUGAAUUAUUAAAAACUCUACAUCAUGCUAAAUGCUUGUUACGAUAACAGAUGCCUCUAUGAAACAGUGAUUCUUUUUUUGAUGUUGUUCUAGAUCUAAUCUGUGUGGGUUACUGCGUGCUUUUUUUCUCUCUCUCCCUCCCUGUGAAUUUGCAUUUAUUUUCAUUACACUUUGUGUUCCUUUGACAUACUUGCCAAAUUAAUGGAUAUAACAGCAUCUCAUUUGGAUUGAAACGGCAGAAUUGUGCAGAACUACAUGUUAUAAAAGCAACCUAGUGUUGUUUGUACAAAGCAUAGUAUAAUUUUUUAACUAAAUUUCAUAAUGCUUUGUGGCAUUGACACUCCAUUGUACCUGUCCGUGAGCUACAAUAAACAUUCUUACAUAUUUAUUGAAUGUUUAUCAGUUGUUUUCCCCCUCCUCUCCCUUAACUGGUUUUAUAUGUUUUGGAUUUUUUGGAAAUGACAAUGUAUCUUCCAUAACAUGAAUAAACAUCAGGUCAAAUGCA
Molecule: messenger RNA, 3858 nt
Organism: Sinocyclocheilus grahami
Lineage: Eukaryota; Metazoa; Chordata; Actinopteri; Cypriniformes; Cyprinidae
Product: nck-associated protein 1
Exons: 27
Coding region: 206-3028 (940 amino acids)
Biological process (GO): cell migration; cortical actin cytoskeleton organization; cell projection assembly
Cellular component (GO): SCAR complex
Source: RefSeq, a predicted model, not a curated record